Messenger RNA from Mucor mucedo, 1158 nucleotides. RefSeq lists its product as uncharacterized. Gene Ontology annotation, molecular function: histone H4R3 demethylase activity; sequence-specific DNA binding. NCBI's taxonomy places the organism in Eukaryota, Fungi, Mucoromycota, Mucoromycetes, Mucorales, Mucoraceae. Gene Ontology annotation, biological process: protein hydroxylation; positive regulation of translational termination; negative regulation of gene expression. Bases 1 to 1158 code for a protein of 385 amino acids. The record is from RefSeq and is a predicted model, not a curated record. Gene Ontology annotation, cellular component: cytoplasm; nucleus. The transcript has 2 exons.
AUGGACAAUGAGAGCAAUGAGAUCCCUUACUACGAGACACCUCCAAGUUACGAAGAGUUUUUGCAGAAUCAUUUGAUUCCCAAUGUACCAGCUGUCAUCGGGCCAAAGUUAACCGAACAUUGGGAGUCGAGAAAGCAUUGGGUGGUGCCAACAGGGUCAGUAGACGGACCAAAAUACAAACCCAACUAUGGUUAUUUACGAGACCGGUUCGGCACAGCAAAAGGACAAGUAGCACGUUGUAAUAAACGUCACUUUACAGACCAAGUCAGAAAAGAAACGUCUUUCAAGGACUUUGUAGAUCUAUGGGAGGCAGAUGACGGCAAAGAAUCCCUGUACUAUUUAAAGGACUGUCAUUUAGCAAAGACAUUCCCGCAAGAUAUAUUUUAUACAGUUCCUGAUAUAUUCCAAGAUGAUUGGUUAAACGAGUACUGGAAUCAAACAAGCGAUGAUGACUAUAAAUUUUCUUAUAUGGGAGGUGACACAACAUUUACACCACUUCAUGCAGAUGUGUAUCGAUCCUAUUCUUGGUCUAGUAACAUUUGUGGCAUAAAGAAAUGGACGUUUUUCCCACCCAAUCAAGAAGAGUUAUUCAUGGACAAAUACGGCAACAUGGUGUAUGACAUUCGUAGAGUGCGCACGGAAGAUUUCCCCAAGUUUGAGCAGGCCAAGCGCAUCAUCUUGUACCAAAAGGAUGGUGAAACUGUGUUUGUGCCUUCUGGAUGGUUUCAUCAAGUGGAGAACAUUGGUGCAGCUAUUUCGAUCAAUCAAAAUUGGGCAAAUGCAUGUAACUUGAAACACACAUUUGGGUCAUUAAACAAGGACCUGAAUGAUUGCACUAGAGCGAUUCAGGAUAUUAAGGAUGGUAUGAGUCGAGUUGAGUUCAUCCAAGAGUGCCAAAAUCUAUUACUUGUCCAUAGUGGUUGGGAUUGGAAGACAUUUCUGAAUAUGUUGCACUGUGUUGUAAAGAACCGAUCGAUUUCAUUGGUUCACCCAAACCAACCACCUUUGAAAUGGCAAAUGGAGCAGAUAAACACUGUUUUGGAAUUGUGGUCGAACGAACAAGGUGAGGAUUUAUUCGAUUUUUUAAAAUCUCAUGGCGAUGGUGAACUUUAUUUAAAAUAUGUCGAGUUGAAAGAGUACAUCUCUAAAUUAAUUUAA